This is a messenger RNA of Amoebophrya sp. A25, 9322 nucleotides long. NCBI's taxonomy places the organism in Eukaryota, Dinophyceae, Syndiniales, Amoebophryaceae. The record is from the annotation of a GenBank genome assembly.
AGAUACAGCUUCAGUAGUAUGGUAUUCUCAUUCAACAUUGAUGCAUUGUGUAGUUUCUUCAUUUUUUCCUGGUACCGAUCCAUCACCCCCAAAACACAAGUUUUGAUGUUUCCUUUUUCACCGAAUAUCGAUGUAUUUUGACGUGAUUCUUGUAUCUUUGAAUGUCCUGGCUGCUUUCUGUCACACUCAUGAUCGUUCUACUAUUUUCUCUCUCGCUUCUAAGUCUGUAUGCAUGAGGAUACUGCAUCGACGUUUUUAAAAGUAUCUAUGUGCAUAAAGAUCUUGUGGUGAAUUCAUUCUUCUAGCUUGUAAGUUGUGUCUGUCGUGGAGGUUGACUUGUUCAAUCAUCCCUUUUCUUGCUACAACUUCUGGUGAAGAACGAGUGUGACCUUGCUGGAGCAGUUGUUUUUGCUGUCCAAGUGCAAGUCUACCAACAACCUGCCUCCAUAUAAUCGAUUGGUCUUUUACACCAGUUCUUAAAAAGCAACAGCCCGUGGUGCCACGAUGGAGUUGAGUAUUCUGGACUGUUCUGGCUCGUUGCCAGCGGGCUCGAUCCUGAGUAUCAAGGCCGGCGCUAUUCAUUGCCAAUCUGCAAUCAGUUUGGGCAGACCAAUCUAUAUACCGGUGUCAACUAGCACGUUCUUUUCCUCACCCGAUACAAGCUUGUCAUUCGGGAUCUUGCAGGAGGUAGCCGAACGAAGCUCGAUAGGACCUUUGACAAGGGAACAGCUAGCGGCUUCUGGCGGAACAGAAAAGAGUGUAGUCUUCACAGAUCCAUCGACGGGCAAGGAGACUAGCCUCAAGGUGCAAGUCGCACUUCCCAGCGCGGGAGUAAGCAGCUCCUCGUCGCCAUCAUCACCCUCGUCACCGGGAGGUGUGGGUGGAAAGAAACACGGCACCGCCAUAUCAGCUUGCAGGUAACGAAACUAAGUACCUAGUAACUUAAGAUGGAGAAGAAAAACUCAAGCUUAUCAUGCCUCCGUGAAUCAUGGAAGUAAGUAGAAAGUUUUGCCGGGCAUGACCAUGAUCUGUAGCAAGUUUGGGCAUUUCCAUGGAAAGAGCAGAAUUAUAAUUUCAACGUCUAGACUUCUUUAAAUGAUCUGCAGAUAUUUAGAAGAGCACGACAUUGCUGGUGUGGUGCGGAACUUGAUAGCAGCAGUUCUCAAAGAGCGUCCUGAUGAUCCCAUGGGAUGGAUCUAUAAACACUUCGAAGAGCUAGCAUCGAAGACAACCAAAGUGGACGCUACGAGUGGCACGAUCAUUAGUGGUAUUCUGGGUGAUACCAGUGCUAGUUCCGCUGGAGGAGCCACGACGACUACGACGAAGGCGGCAACAAUAGCUUCUUCUGAGCCAGAGAGUAGAGCAGGUGGGGAUGGCGCUACAACGUCAAGUGGUCCUACCAAGACUGGUGGCCGCCCGAUGGUGAGCCAAAAAACUAGCGCGGCAUUGGAUGCCAUUUUAGGUCCAAGGAAUGAUCUGGGAACUAAGCUCGAGCGUUUAGGCAUGGCCGGUAGCAGCCCCAGCAACCAGAAAGCCGAUGUUGCACCGCCGACGGGGCUCGAUGAACUCGAGAAUAUCCCUGAAAGUGACUUCCUACGGCGCGCCUACGUCUUCAGUCGCACACCGAAGGCGACUUUCGACAGGCACGUGCGUCCUAUGUUCAUACGCGUAGAGGUCCGAAAAGGGCAUGUCUUCUGGGAGGAGGGCGCUAGUGUGACAGACGACGAAUGCCUCUACGUUCUUGAGGAAGGACGCAUUCAGGUACAACCAUCAACAUUAGAAAACGCACCAGGGUCAUUGUACAAACAGUACUACGAAUGAAGGUAAGCCAGCAGCAGGAGGCGCCAAUUCCACUACCAUCAAUACAAUAGCAAUAUGUCUAAAUCCUCUAAGCAUAUUGCUACAUACCUCUCAACUUCUUCGUUACCAACCACCAGGUUCGUCGGGAUAAUGUGCUAGUGAACGUAAUUCAGAAGAAAGGCGGCUUUUUCGGCGAGCGUGCUCUAUUGUUAAGGCUGACAAGCAUAGCCACAAUCCACAUCGUCAUAACCUCUCCCUUGAUUAUUUUGUUCUGGUGUAUCAGAAAGUUUGCAAUCCCGUAUGCGCAUCCGUGGUGGUCAACAGUUGAAGACUCAUUUUCACAGACGAUCACGAGUCUAGUACUACUAGGAGCGUAGAAAUUGGUAACUACUCCGUCAGCACUACUUCCAUCGCGCUUCUAAUUCUGUACGACAUGCCUCGACAGGCGCGAUGCGAAGCUGUUGCCGAGAAGAAUGUUGUGUGGCAGCUUGAUAGGGAUACUUUUGAGGAUUAUUUUAAGAACGACCCGGUCGUCGCGAAACACUUUGCUGCUGAGCUAUUUCCUGAGUACUCAAGUCGACCUGUCAUCGACCAGCAGGAGUUCCUGGAGCUGCAGCAAGGACGUUAUCCUGGUUUAGACGUACCGCCAGAAAAAGUGCAGCUCUUCAUGCUGUUGUGCAAAUCACCGUGGAUCUUCUCCAAGAUGGAGACAACAGCGGAAAUGACCGAUCUCCUCAGCGCCUUCAGUGUGCAGCACGUCGACGAAUGGAUGCCCAUGUUCUACCGCACAAAAACAGAACCUGUUUAUCCAGAAAUUAAGAGCCGCAUAUUUUUUUUACUCUGUUAAUUUUGAUCCGUUGACUCUACUGCACAACAAAGAGAGAUGGUUUUACCAUUUCAUAUUUCGGUUUUGCCUUCAUCAAGAAAGAACAUUUUUAGCAACUUCAGCCAGUCCUUUGCUGGUGUAAUAAAUUUGGCGUCAUUGACAACAAAUUUUUCCUGUGACGACCCGUUUCCUCCUUCAUAUGUCUGAACAAGAACGGAAAGAUUGUCUGGUUUACGGAGGGAGAGCCGCUGAGCAACAACGAGCGGAUGUACGUGAUCGAAAGCGGCACCGUUGAUGUGCUCCAAAACGGGCGGCGAAUAAACGUGUGUCGAACAGGGGACGUCCUCGGAGAACUCGGCAUGGUUUUUGAUCUACCCAGACAGUGCACAUGCGUCCUGCAGGAACCCAAGGCCAAGUUCUGGGCACUGAGCCGCGAUGAUUUCGACAACCUACUGAGAUCCAACGACAAAUUUAGUUCUGGAAAGUACAGCAGCCUCUUCUACCGCAUGUAUCCAGCGAGAAAACUUAGCGACGGCUCAGUAGCCAGCUUGGGAGGCGCGGGAGGACGCGGUAAUAGUACUGCAUCAAGAAUUGAUGCUAUACUAAAUAAGUAAUCCUGUGAACGUCUUGUUGAAAAACACAACCUAGGUAUUCAUUGGGACUGGAAUUAAGUAUCUGAAAGCAAGACUGUUCUUACAAUGAAUCUUUUCCAGUCACACCAGGGGAGAAAGGCCCGUUGAUGAUGUGUAUGAUCUGAUUUUUUCACAAUUUCUCGUUCUCCAGGUGGAGCUGCAGGUGGAGGAUCCGCGUCGGAUGACGAGGAUAAACCCCUUGCGAUGGGCAAAAUGAUGUCUGACACGGAAGUUUUUCAGAAAGAGCGGAAAAAUCUGCGUGGCCUCUUGAAGACAUUGUGGGUCUUCAAAUAUCUGAACGCUGAAGACUUUAGGGCACUCGCGUUCCGCUUCGAGUUGGAAGAAAUCCACUGCGCUGCCAAGAGAUACUCCAUGCGCAUGGAAGAUGGUAAAUUAGACUUCCUAUUUUUUGUUUCACUAGAGAUUGUUGUAAAUGAGAACUAAAAAAGUCGCUCCUUGUGCUCGCGGUCAACAUGGCGCUCCUCUCAAUUCAUCAUCACCAUGCAUAAUCAAUCCCCGCAGGCGGUCGUAAGUUCUGCUUGCUUCGUGAGGGUGAAGGCGCGGACGUGAACGAUUUCAUGUAUGUGAUUGAGUCCGGCGUUAUUGACGUGGAACAAGAUGGGCGCCCCCUUCGGACUCUGGGCCCUGGUGAUUUGUUCGGCGAACUUGCACUCAUCUACGGCCUCCCGCGUCAAGCGUCAUGCUUUGCCGUUUCCCCGUCUGUCAAAUUGUGGCGCCUCUCAAGAGACGCCUUCCAGGAACUGAUUGUUAUGACAUCUGAGUACAUCUACACCACGUAUUAGAAAUUCAAACGGCGUCGAAACAAAGGAACGAUAUUGCUGCAAUCAAAGGUUGUAUCAGUAUGAUCGUUUAAUUUUGUUGCACGCACGAAUGUCAGUGUUGUAGUUGGUAGCCUAAUUGUAAGCUGACCUAUGUAGUUGUAAGUACUUGUCUCUUCAUAGAUUAUUCCCUUCAUUCCGCGUUGUAGCGAGGAAAUCACGAGUGGGAAGUGGGCGUCCGAAUAUUACAAGAUUUACGGCGAACGCAAGAUCGAGGACUUGCAUUUAGAGGAGGAGCGCACACACAUUGCGCAGAUGCUGAAGCACCACAACUGGUGCUUUCGCUACCUGAGCGUAGAUGAUUUAGCGACACUUGUGCGCAAGAUGGAGAGGGAAGAAUUGAGUAAGGAUCCGUCGGAUUCGGAGAAAAACGUCAUUCUUACGGAAGGGGCGGCCUUGGGGACAGACUCGGGCUUGUACCUGAUUGAAUCAGGCCAGUUCGAGUGCUUCCAGUCAGACCGCUUAGUGAACACGUUGAAGCGAGGAGACGUCUUUGGAGAAUUGGGCAUGGUUUACGGUAGAAAGUUGCGCUUUUUGUUUUUUUUUUGUCGAGAGCAGUAUGUCUACGGUGUAGAUAGAUCGCCGUCGAGAACUUUACUUUCAAGUUCAAUCCGUUGGGCCUAACGGGUCGCAGGUCCUUCACGACAAGAGCCCGAGACUGCGACAACUAUAUACAGCUGGUCAAGCAUCUGUCUUUCUCUGUCUGAUCUAGUAUCUUCAGUCCAUUCGCAACUUCCAACCAAUCGCAAGAAAAUCUACCCGCUCCUGAACUACGAACAGGUCUUACUCGACAAGCAUCCGUUAUCUUAGCCAGCGACACGGCAGUGCUUUGGAAGGUCAGCUACGAUCUCUUCGAGAAAUAUAUGUCGAUGAAUAACGAAAUCACGUCGAGGCCAGAGUACUAUCGCUCGUAUGUCCAACCAGACGCGCCAACGCUGUUGGAAGAGGAGGAACCGAUGAUGAUGGGAAAAACUGUGUCAGAAAAGGUAACAAGAUGUUGAUGUAGCUUCAAAUUUUCCUUUUUUCACGAACUUCUACAUCAUGAUUUUCAAUUAUGUAAUCGGGCGUUCACAGUCCUAGUAAGCGAUCGUCUUACUGAUCAUCAUCAUUUUGAUUAUACACGUCAGGAAAAAUGAUUUUUGUGGAAAAACCUUCCUGUGUGGUCCUCCCCAUUGUUUGAAGCAAUACUUCUCCGAGUUCGACGUCCACCUCAGGUGAGUACUCUUCGAUUGGGACUGAUGCUGGAGCGUAUUUGGGUGUUUCAGCAUCUCUCCGACUCGGAAAGACGGAAUUUGUUGACGCGUUUCGAGCGCGUGAGGAAGAACAAGAAUGCGGUAUCAAAACUUCGGCUACUCCAAGAAGGUGACGAAGCAAACGACGACGGCGACAAUCAUAUGUACCUCGUCGAGAGUGGUGAAGUGGAGGUGCGGAAAGGUAAUGAUGAAGAUCGCAGUCGUGACGUAGUAAGUUGUGAUUCUUUUGCAGCCUAUAGUCAUCUGGUUCCACGUGGAACAAAUGGAAAAAGUUGUUUUCAAUUUCACUUGUUGGGUUUCACCCAAUAAAUGAUUCUACUCAAUUUUUCGGUUCGAGCUAGAAGACCUAGAAGAACAUCAAAUGUUGGCUUACUUCACUUACCACAGGCGAUCGCUGCGUCGCGCGACUCACAGAGGGCGAUAUCUUCGGAGAACUAGCACUGAUCUACGACACGCCUCGGCAGGCUAGCUGUAACCUGACUAGUGAGAGCGCAGUUUUGUGGAGACUGCACAGAGAAGACUUCGAUGAAGUGAUCCGAAAUAACGAGAAAUUAACUACCUCCUCGGAAUUUAGCAAACUUUUCUACCGAACCUACACUGACGAGGGUGACGCGUCGAAGGCGACUGCAAGUGAAAAGAAUCAGGUAAGUAAUUGAAUAGAAGGAGGAUUUCCAUCUUGACGCUCUCUCCAUUUCCCUUAUCAAGGGACCACUCGGUUGAAUCAAUCAUGCAUAGAGAUUGCGUUCUAAAUAGGUUUUUGUUUGCUCUAUGAUCAAAGGAUGAAAAUUCCAACGACUUUAUAUAAGUAAUAUAGUAUGCAUAGUUCGCUAAGUGGGGGUUGCAACACAUCUAUUUCACGUCUAGGCUGACGAUCCUUCCGUCGUUGCAGACCGCGUUCGUUCCGAGCUGUCGACAGUUUUAACCGAUCCUUCGCACGUCACUGCCACAUUGAUCGAUGCUGCCGUCGCGGCGCUCCCGAGUUCCAAGAAGCUUCGGCUCACAGCAAAGGGAACAAGCGUCCCAAUUUCGGUGAUGAAACAGAAGUCAGGAAGUGGCGGCAACAAGAACGGCGUUGGAGCGAUCAUCUACUACAUCGAGAGCGGCGCGGCGAUGUUCUUCGAGAAAAACCAACCUGUGAGUUCCAAGAGCGCUGGUGAGGUAUUUCUCUCAGAGCUGUUGGAUCGCAGCUUCAUCGACUACUUGGACCUGGACGAUCUCACUGCAGAGAGCAGUAGGGAAGACACGGUGCUCUGGCAGAUUCCUGUCGGUAAUGUGGACGGUCUUGCCACAGCGGCCGCUUCGGCACCAUCUACUCACAGUGGCACCGCAUCCACUUCAGAGGAAGACUCAAACUACAAACUCCUGCGUGAGGCAAGUCAGGCAGCGCUAAACGAGAUCUACAGCAACAUCAAAUAACUGGAGAAGACAACUAGAAGAAAAAGCUCCUAGGUGGACCUUUGUUUGGUUUUCUGCAAUCGAAUGUCAUAGGUUUAUUAUAGUACAAGUACUCCUACUGAUGUAUUCGCGACGUUCAUUUUUUUAUCUUCGUCAAACACACAUGUUGAGGCUCAAAAUCAAUGCUCUACAUUCACAACUCGGGAGGUAUUUAAAUCUGGGUACGGCUAUUACGUUUUCUACUCAUUUUCUUGUCGCAUCAUGAACAGGGGCAUAGGAGCACAUAUUACACAUUUAAUGCUGUAGUGAAUAGGAUUAGAUUUAGUAGCAUUUAAAAAUGGAAGCAAGAAUGAUAUAAAGUGUGUCGCUCAAAAUAUUUCACCAACAUAUUAAUAUUCAUUAUAGGCAAUUUCAAUAGCUCAAUCCUCAUAAUGUCUAAUAUCUAUCUGAUCCAACAAAAUCGUUACAUCAAUUAUUCCACAUGGAUCAUUCUUCCUCUCGAUGAAAGCAAAAGUCGACAUUUAGAUUUAUCACAUUCUAGUAUGAUUAAUAAGGCUCAACUUUCAUUAGUCAUUGGGGUUGGUCACUGAGAUCGAAGAGGCGACCCCUUGAGAGAACAGGGGAAAACGAAGGGAAAGGGGGAGAGCUUUGCAGGUGGUCUCUUCCGUUUGGCAUCAGUGGCCACUGACUGCUGGCCUUUGAUAUGAGUAAGACAAUGUGCGCACCACGUGCAUUGCUCAUGAUGUAAGUGUAAUGUAAAUCUAAGGCGAUUGCUAUCUUCUCGGUAUAAUACAAUCGAGAGUUUCAACGAUUCGCGAUCGAAACCAAUUUGUAGUACAUGAAUUAGGUUGCUGCAUUGCUCAUUCAAAUACGAAUUCUGGGAGGCAGAAGUAGUCGCGCCAUCAGUCUUCAACCUUAUUCUUUUUGUUUGACACUUUCAGUUUGAAGCAAGAAAUAGAGUACAGUAUUCCUUACGUAGAACAAGUGAUAGUUGAAAUCGUGUUUCGGUUUCGAUAUUUCCAGCACUACAAAAUAUCACGUGCUGACUGGAGUGCAGACGCGGAGACAGAUAAAGAUUCUCAUCAUUCAUAUUUUCAUCUUCUGAGUCCUUUUUAAGUAUCUCUUUUUUGUUGGGAAAUUUUGUCUCGCUCGACGUGGAGGACGUGUGGAUGUAUGCAAAUAUAUCCAUAAACGAUGCGGAGUAUAAUGUGCAUACCAGAAUCAAUUAAACCUCCUCCAAAAGCCGCGUGGAGAUGAUUUGCCGACGACCUGUUGUGUUUUUCAUGGAUCGAUCCGCAUAUCUUUACACGAAUACGGUGACCCGCGGCGGCAUUUUCACAGGCAACGUCUUUUCGGCGCAUUGCUUUGGCGGUAUGUAACAGUAGCGGAAAACAUUCAAGUCAAGAGCCCGGCGAGACAAACAUGCUUUAGCACGAUCGAGCCGAUAAUACGUGGUGAUGCGCCAACGUGCACGUGCUGAAUCUGAUAUAUAGACAGAUACAAACAAAAAUUUGGGCGAGAAUCUGUAUAGCUGGGAUUGCAAAAGCACCAAGCGGAGAAAUUUCACAGUGUCCUCGUCUACUUACCACGAGAGAGUGCACUUGCUCUCGUAGGGACUGAUACGUCACUAGCAAAUAGAUUCAGAUAUCUUUUGGGUCCAACAAUCUCGAUGUGAACCUUCAUCAUUUUUUUACCUGAAAAACAUUUUCCGCAUUAAAAUUGAAAUUGAUUAAAAAUUGAUUUCUUUGGAUUAUUAAAAAUAUCUGGGGUGUUACUGUUUUGGUUUUCAUCAGCACUAUCAUGUUCAUGAUCCUUUCGUUUGCUUUCGUUGCCGGCGUGAGCGCCCGGCUUUCGUCUUUCCGUCGAGUCUUUCUGCAGGCCUUAUGCUUGUCGGCGAUUUUUGAGAUUGGCGUCUUUGUGCAUGCCUAGCAGAAUGGCACGUGCUCAAAGCUGGGAUACCCAAUCGACUACGUGAAAUGCGAGGACGGGGUGUGCCGCUCACGAGUGAUCACGGAUCUUCUUUCCGAUGUGUCUGAUCCCUUCGGCUGCCGAAAUUUUGGAGAAGACGAUAGAUUUGCCGACUCUCCUGUACCAGAAUGGGCCGACCUGAACCCUGGGAGUGGGUGUGUUGAGAAAUCCCCGGGCACGGGAAUCGGCUCGGUGAAUCGCACAGAGUCUAUUCGCUACGAAUGCUAUAGCAGCGCACAGACGUUGAAAUUUCUGAACACUGCCGACGGAAGCUUGCUGAAUUUAGAUAGAUGACUAAACCCGAAACCCUAAGACUCUGGGCAAGGACGUGGCUGGCUCACUCGAAGAUGAGAUAUCAGGCCUGACGUCUGUCGUUGCGACCUUUAACAGCAUCCGUCCACCAAAGAUGUCUCUGUCGUGCAAAAAGUGCACUACUACUUGCAGCCUGAGCGAAGUCGGAAAUUUCGUUCGACAAUUUCUGACAGUUUUCAUCAAUCACGUACCUUCGAUUCUAGCUCUGACCUUUGUGGACCUUUUCAACAAGUUAUGCGCAGAUGCGUUAUUCUUGGUGGCGUCAAUCGUCUCGAUUCAGACCACACUGGAACUGUC